AUGGAAUUCUCGGAUGAAGAUGAUUUUUGGUUCAGUACUCCAAAGAAUGGUAGUAAUUAUCCUAAUUCAAUGUCAAAUGGGAAGGUGGAGGAGCUGGGUAAGAAUGUUGCUGAUAUAAGUAUGGACUCUGAAGGUGGUGAAUGGGAGACGUGUGUUCGUAAGUCCAAGAAUAACUCUUUGAACAAACCCGAAAAACAAUGGAAUCAACAAACUGUGAAUUCCCCGCCUAAAGCUUGGGGGAAUAAUGGGAAAAAUGCAGGUAAGGGUUGGCAACAACCAAAGGCAGGAAGAGGAAAUAGUUUCAGUAACAAUUUGGCAGCUUUAGAGCCUGCAAUUGGUCUGUCUCUUCAGAAUGGAUGGAAUUGGUCUUCAACGGCUGCCGCUUCUACUGUUGCUGCUGCCAAUGUGCAAGUUUUGAAGGAAACAGUUUUCAAUAAUCAUGAGUCUAAUGAGUAUGAUGUACUUGAUGAUUCUGACAAUGAUGUGUAUGAUUCAGGUGCAAGUGAGAUGAGCCAUGAAACUAGGAAGAAACAGAAGAUGUUAGACGAUUUCUUUAAGAUAUUUGAUAAAUGUUCGAAUGAGGAAAUGAAUGAUGUAGCCAGACAGUGGCACUGGCUGGCAUGCCAGGAUGGUCCAGGUGCAAUUUACUGGUAUAAAGGUUUGCCAUCGAUUGUCACGCAUGCAUUAAAGGGGGCGAUUAGGAUGAAGCUACAUUGCGAGCUUGCGACACUAUUGGAUGAAGAACGCAAGAUUCGAGGAGCCCCGAUUGUACCAGCUGGUGAAGCAUUUGGCCAAUGGAGGGGUCUUUCACAUCAAACAAUGAAAGAUUGCAAAAUUGUGUGGCCUCCCAUAGUUAUUAUUAUGAACACAAAACUCAAAAAAGGUGAAGAUGAAAAGUGGAUAGGCAUGGGAAAUCCAGAGCUGUUGCAAUAUUUCCAUGAAUACAAUACUUCAAAAGCUAAACAUGCUGAUGAACCUCAAGGUCACCGUGGGAUGAGUAUUAUGAUAUUCGAUAGCUCAUCUACAGGACACAUGGAAGCUUAUCGCAAUUCUGUCAUGUUCUAUCUUGGUGGAAAGCGUCAACUCUAUGGAUUCAUGGCAGAUAAUAAAGACAUGGAUGUCUUCAACCAACAUUGCCAAGGAAAGGGGAAGCUGAAAUAUGAGUUGUAG
Messenger RNA from Impatiens glandulifera, 1170 nucleotides. RefSeq names its product protein SUPPRESSOR OF GENE SILENCING 3-like. Bases 1 to 1170 code for a protein of 389 amino acids. Gene Ontology annotation, biological process: regulatory ncRNA-mediated gene silencing; defense response to virus. The record is from RefSeq and is a predicted model, not a curated record. Lineage: Eukaryota; Viridiplantae; Streptophyta; Magnoliopsida; Ericales; Balsaminaceae. The transcript has a single exon.